Messenger RNA from Manacus vitellinus (golden-collared manakin), 1525 nucleotides. RefSeq names its product prostaglandin E synthase 2 (gene PTGES2). Gene Ontology annotation, cellular component: mitochondrion. Gene Ontology annotation, molecular function: prostaglandin-E synthase activity. The transcript is spliced from 6 exons. The coding region runs from base 16 to 897 and encodes 293 amino acids. The record is from RefSeq and is a predicted model, not a curated record. Lineage: Eukaryota; Metazoa; Chordata; Aves; Passeriformes; Pipridae.
UAUUUUUGGUAGAAAAUGGAACCAUCUUGUCCCUUUCUUCCCCAGCUGCCUUCAGGGAGCCUGCAGCUCACUCUCUACCAGUAUAAAACGUGUCCCUUCUGCAGCAAAGUCCGAGCUUUUCUUGAUUAUCAUGGACUGCCCUAUGAAAUUGUGGAAGUGAACCCAAUAAUGAGGAAAGAGAUCAAAUUCUCUUCCUACAGAAAGGUGCCCAUCCUGCUAGCCAACGCUGGGAGCCCUCUGCAAUUGAACGACUCCUCGGUUAUCAUCAGUGCAAUAAAGACCUAUCUUAUUUCCAGAAAGAAUAGCUUGGAAGAGAUCGUGUCCUUUUAUCCUCCUGUUAAAACCGUGACUGAGAAAGGCAAGGAGGUGAUGGAGUAUGAGAAUAAAUACUGGCUCAUGCUGGAUGAGAAGGAGACAAAGCGAGUUUAUCCCGUCAAAGAAGUGAGAGUGGAAGAGAUGAAGUGGAGAAAAUGGGCAGAUGAUUGGCUUGUUCACCUCAUCUCCCCCAACGUUUACCGAACCCCCAAAGAAGCCUUGGCAUCUUUCGAUUACAUUGUCCGGGAGGGGAAGUUUGGCACCUUGGAAGGUCUCUUUGCCAAGUACGUGGGUGCUGUUGCCAUGUUCUUCGUGAGCAAGAGGCUGAAGAAAAGACACAACCUUCGAGAUGAUGUCCGAGAAGACCUGUAUGAAGCAGUAAAUGAGUGGGUAAAAGCUGUUGGCAAACACCGACUGUUCAUGGGUGGGAACCAGCCAAACCUCGCUGACCUGGCUGUGUACGGGGUCCUCCGGGUCAUGGAAGGGCUGGAAGCCUUUGAUGACAUGAUGGCUCACACCAAGAUUCAGCCUUGGUACCAGCGCAUGGAAGAAGUCAUUGAAAAAACUGGAGUUGCAAUCUGAUGCCAGCUGCAGCUGCCUCCCUGAACUACUUGCAUGGUGAAUACUUCAGAAGAAAAGGCUUUUAUUUUUGGAGUUGAAAGGACUGGUCACACCUAAAGACUGAUACGAGGGCACAGAGACCACCCCGUUCAGAAAAUCAGGUUACAGUGAAAGAAGGGUCCAGCUGGGUCUAUGUAGAAGGAUGGGGACAGGUGAAAGGAAGGGAUCUUGGAUGCUGCUGGAAAGGAGAAGGUCUAAAUUGAAGAAUGCAUCAAAUAGGCUUCUUUUAGGCACAAGCCAUCCUUGGAGCAGUUUACUGUAAAAGCAAGAUGCUCUUGGCUGGUGUUACAUGUCAGACGCGGUAGGUCUGAGCAGCUUGUCUUCCACUACUCAUCCAUGUCAUCUGAAGUGUUUUCCUGACUGACAUACUGGAUUCUAGUUUUUAAGUGACAAUUUUUCCUGCAAUAGAAUCAUGUAAGCCCAGUGCUGAGGGAACUGGAGGAAUCCAGGGCACUGGGGAAGGCCCCCUUCCUGUGACAGCAGCGAUGCUGCACUCGGCAUGAGUGUGCUUUCACUCUUCCAUGUAAACGGUUCUCUCAGGACUUGACUCUGUAUGGUCUGCAAGGAUAAAGGAUGGCUUUAUUCUGUA